Lethenteron reissneri (Far Eastern brook lamprey) is the source of this 4343-nucleotide messenger RNA. It is a transcript of the gene DGLUCY, whose product is annotated as D-glutamate cyclase. Gene Ontology annotation, molecular function: D-glutamate cyclase activity. Lineage: Eukaryota; Metazoa; Chordata; Hyperoartia; Petromyzontiformes; Petromyzontidae. Gene Ontology annotation, biological process: glutamate metabolic process. The record is from RefSeq and is a predicted model, not a curated record.
UGUGAAUGUUGGCCUAUGCCGUGUGAUGUUGGGUGCGUGUGUGAAUGUUGGCCUAUGCCGUGUGAUGUUGGGUGAGUGUGUGAAUGUUGGCCUAUGCCGUGUGAUGUUGGGUGAGUGUGUGAAUGUUGGCCUAUGCCGUGUGAUGUUGGGUGAAUGUGUGAAUGUUGGCCUAUGCCGUGUGAUGUUGGGUGAGUGUGUGAAUGUUGGCCUAUGCCGUGUGUUGUUGGGUGGAUGUGUGAAUGUUGGCCUAUGCCGUGUGAUGUUGGGUGGAUGUGUGAAUGUUGGCCUAUGCCGUGUGAUGUUGGGUGGAUGUGUGAAUGUUGGCCGAUGCCGUGUGAUGUUGGGUGAGUGUGUGAAUGUUGGCCUAUGCCUUGUGAUGUUGGGUGAAUGGGUGAAUGUUGGCCUAUGCCGUGUGAUGUUGGCCUAUGCCGUGUGAUGUUGGGUGAGUGUGUGAAUGUUGAUGUUGGUGAUGUUGGGUUACUGUUGCGUGGAUGUCGGGUUGAUGUUUGUAAUCUUGGACCAUCGUGGCUUCUCAUUAACAACCCCCGUCAGGUCAGAGUCCACCCUCCGCGUUAUCGUGACUGUCAAGGCGCCCCGCGUCCCUACUGCCUCAGAGUUAGCGUGUCGAGGCCAUAGCCCCUCUCAGAUUAGUCUCCGUGAGAAAGAGCAGCCUCAGUGAGAGAAUCAUGGAGCUGUCUCCGCUGGCACUGGGCGCCAUGGACCCGGCCGAGGUGCGACGUCUAAUCAGAAGCGGUCAGCUCAGAGGCAGGUCUACGUCCGGCAUGGCUGAAGGCUUCACGCAGGCGAACUUGGUGGUGGUGGAGGAGUCCGUGGCGGAUGAGUUUGAGCGAUUCUGCCGCGCGAACGCCGGCCCACUGCCUCUGCUCUACCGCAGCCAGCCCGACGAGUGGGCAGCACCUCCCCUCGCUGCCCACUCUGACAUACGCACGGACUGCCCGGGCUACCGUCGCUACGAGCACGGGCAGCUGACCGGGCUGCCCGACUCCCUGCCCGCCCCGGGGCCCAACCCGCUCGUCUCCUUCUACCUCGGCUGCAGCUUCUCGUUCGAGCGCCUCCUGCUGGAGGCGGGGAUCCCCGUGCGCAAUGUUCAGCAGGGCCGCAACGUCAGCAUGUACCGCACGUCUGCCCGGUGCGAGGUCGCGGGCCGCUUCGACUGCCGCCUGGUGGUCAGCAUGAGGCCCGUGCCCGAGGCGAGCUUGGGACCCGCGUGCCGCCUCACGCACCCCCGCCAGGACGUGCACGGGGCGCCCGUGCACAUCGGGGACCCAGGACUGCUCGGGAUCCGGGACCUGUCCGUGCCGGAUUUCGGGGACUCUGUGAGCAGCGACCCCGGAGAUGUCCCCGUGUUCUGGGCGUGCGGGGUAACAGGGGUCGAAGCCGUGCAGAGCGCUCACCUGUCCCUGGCGUUCACGCACGCCCCGGGCUGCAUGUUCGUGACGGACGUGAAGGGGCAGAGCGCGGAGCCAGUGCCCGAGCAGGGAGAGGAGGGGGAGGCCGGGGCCCCCGAGGUGGUGUGCGUGUCGCGGGACCCCCUCCUCUACAGCCUCGUGUCCGCCGGGGCGGCGAGCGCCGUGCACGCGCUGGAGCGGCACGUGCAGCUCGACCCGGGUUCCCGGGGAAUCAAGCACCUGCACGUGCCAGGGGAGCUGCUGCACGCGGCGCUCUCCCUGUCGCACUCGCGCUCCGUACUGCUGAUCACCGGCUUCCCCACCCACGUGACCCAGCAGCCCCCCGAGGAGACGGACGGCCCCCCAGGGGCUCUCGCCAUGGCCGCCGCGCUGCGGGCUCUGGGCAAGCGCGUGGCCCUGGCCACGGAUGCGCGCGCCGCCGGGCUCAUGCGUGACAUCGUGACGGACGCGCUGCGAGAAGGGGUCUUGGAUGAGGAGGUCCCGGUCGUGACGAUGGAGGGACGUGGCCAGGACGCGGCGCGAGCUUUCCUGCUGGAGGAUGGCCCGGAGGGUCCCACACCUCGCUAUGAUCACCUGGUGGCCAUCGAGCGCGCGGGCGCGGCGGCCGACGGGUGCUACUACAACGCGCGCAAGAUCAACAUCGGGCACCUGGUCGACCCUCUGGAUGAGCUGUUUUGGCUGGCGCGGGACACGCGCGGGGUCUCCACCACAGGUAUUGGGGAUGGGGGUAAUGAGCUAGGCAUGGGCAGGGUGAGCGAGGCGGUGCGCGCUCACAUCAAGAACGGCGACGUCAUCGCCUGCGCGGUGCCCGCGGACUUCACCAUCACCACGGGGGUGUCCAACUGGGGAGGCUAUGCGGUGGCGUGCGCCUUGUACCUGCUGCGCACCUGCGCCGUGCACGAGCGUUACCUGCGCCGCGCCGUGGGGGCCCCGGCCUCCCUGGAGCAGAGGCAAGCGUGGAGCAGAGCGCUCCCCUCCGUGCAGAAGGAGGAGGCUCUCCUCGCCAUCCUCGCUCGUCACGGGGUGCGCAGCGGGGUCACGGGGACGCUGGGCAUGGAGGUGGACGGACUGCCAUUCCGGCCUACGCACUCCGACAUGAUCGAGGCCCUGCUGAAAAUCCUGCCCGCUGCCACGUGACCUGGAUGGCUGCCGCGUGACUCAGGUCACCGCAGCGCGACACGGAUCUCUGCGCUGCAGACACAUUCAAAUCAGCGAUAGCACGAGAGUGAAAUUUGAAGGUGAACUAGAGUUUAGUUGCCCGAUUUACGAAUCUUGCGCGCACAUGCUAAUUUAUGUGCACGUACGCACAUGUACAAAUCAGUCAUAAAUUAUCUUAUGGCAGUACCCCGGGGUACCAAAUACAGCAGUACAAAAUGGCCGAGGCAAUUAAAUAUUUUGUUUCUGGGACACUAAUUUUUCCAGGGGUGUACUUCACUCCGCGACUGGGGUACCAAUCAAUCCGACAUCGGUGCUGCUCCGCGAUGUCUAAACGCAGCGAGGACGAUUGCGCCGUAGUGCAUCAUGUACAGCUCGUCGAGAUGAGUCGAUUGCCGCAUCGCCGAACAUCAACAGACUAAAAAUUACUGCAUCACGGACAUUAUGCGAGAACCGGGGUACCAUGGUACCCCGGGAUACCGCCACAAGGUUCAUAUGAUCAUCAGCCAUACACACCGGUCAGAGACACACACAUGAUCACACUGGACAGUUCGUCCCUCGCAUAUAUUUGUACGUCUCCGUGGUAACGGAAUGACACAAACAGUGCAGGCAUGUUAUACGAGGCUUGUCGUAGUCCCGAUAACGACAGUGUCUGUGUGUAAAAAUGUAGAAGACAUUUUUGCGGCACAAAUGUGAGGAGUGAAAAAAUUGCGACGUUUGUUUGACCCGUGCUGGAACUCCGUUGCCGACUGAGGCUGUUCCACGUACACGGCCGUGAUGGCUUCUGGGUGGUGGGGAUGGAGGGCAGUCAGUGGGGAUGGAGGGCAGUCAGUGGGGAUUACAUAGAGGGGGUGUGGAUAGUUUAAAGUUUAUUUGGUUUAACCAGGUGAUUCUCAAGAGGCAAGAACGAGUCUCAUUUUCAGUGGGCCAGCACCACCACCACCACCACUGACAACAAUGACUAUCUCGUCCAUAUGAGGGUGAACAAUGAACACUCAGCCUGGUGGUUGUGACUUUUGUAUCUUUUAUGUGAGGGUGACGUAAUGCCGUGAUCCAUAAACAUUUCUGUGAAUCUAAUAACGACUCGAGUGGUCAGUGAUGAUGAUGAGAAUGAUUAUGAAUGUGAUGAUUGAGUGCGUUAAUGAUGAGUGUUUGUGAUGAUGUUGAUGAGGCUUCGUGCCGAUUGGGUUGAGCUUUUUACCGUGUGCUCAUGAACAAGUGACGAGAAUCAGUCAUGGUGGAGGCAAGGCUGAUGAUGAUUGUGACGAUGUUAUUGGCUUGAAGAUUAAUGUCACGAUCAAGUGUGAUGAUCGUAGUGAUGCCUGUGAUGAUGAUGAUGAUCUGUGAGGAUGUUCGCGUUCCAUCUUCCUCCUCCCGGCUGCAGGCUCCACUGGCCUACUCGCUACGCUGGAGCCUGCGGGAUGAGGUUUGGUUGUGAUUUUAUUGUUUAUUGUUUUGUUAUCUUUGUGUCGUUUUGUUGCUUGGGUAGUCAGGUUGUUGGUUUUUGAGGUGCGGUGUUGUGGGGUUUUGCGGUUAAGAUGUGAUUGUUGAUUUUUACUUUUGGUAAUGUAUUCAGUUGUAAGUGACCGUCUUCAUAACAUUUGAACUAGCUAAUUGUAGCUUUAUUUGGGCCCAUACACAUAGGUAUUAUUCACGUGUAUUUUUUUAUGUUAACUUACGUGAGGUAAAUUUCGAUUUAAAGCUUUCGUGACUGCAGGGAUUCAUCUUCUUGGUUCUUUCGGUAAAGUCACGUAGAAG